AUGUCUAAUGGCGGUGAUUCACAGAGAGUGCCUAUGUCCCAAGACGAACAGUCUCUUUAUGUUCGCACACAAGAGUACGCAGCUACGCCGCGAUACCCAACUGUGACUAGACCUAUUGGGCAUGGCUUCUACGGGGGACCAGACAUGAUUGACGAUGACACUGUAAUCGUCGACCAGAAAAUUUUAGACCGCGAAUCCCACGAGUUUGCAGAGGGCGACUUUGUUUGCCCAGGAUUCUUCAACCUCGUCGAUCUAGGUGGGUUCACCCGCCGCUUCAACCCCUCUCAAUGGAAAUACGAUAUGCGUCGCCAGGCCCAGUCCAUCCUUCCAUUCUUAUCUCUUGGCCCUUCAUCAUGUCUACGUGAUCCCGAAUACAUCCGCAACCAAGAGUUCACACUAAUUCUUGCUAUUCGAAACCGGUACUCUGCUCACGCACGCCUCGUCUCAGGCGAGAAGGCGGCCGCCAUGGUCGGUAUCAUGGCAGACACGAUUGAUGUUCUUGAUAACCAAGAGCUCAUUUCUGCAUUCCCACGCGCUAUCCGCCGCAUCAAUGAUCACCUGGCUGGUGUGGAUGUAGGACCCAAUGGAACGGGGUCAGCCAGCUAUCCGAAAAGGAAAGUCCUCGUCUUCUGUGAAUCCGGGAAUGAACGCUCCGCUGCUGUCGUCAUUGCCUAUAUCAUGGCUAUGCUCAAUGUUCUGUCUGUCGAAGCCACGCACAUGAUUCAGGCGCGUCGUUUCUGUGUUUCAAUUGAGGAAAAUAUGAAAUACGUCCUCGCUACUUUCGAGACCAUUCUUGCUGCUAAGCGUGAUGUUGAGCGUGCUAAAAAAAUGACUGUUCAUGGCGCUGCGAGUCUUGCGCCGCCAUCUCUGUCGCCAACGCUUACAAAGAAGCGAAGCUUCCACGAUCAGAGAGAUGAUGAUAUUGCCAUGGAUGAGGGUGAAAUGGAUAUGGAUGAGGAUGAGGACGCCUUCUAUGACCGAAAGCCGAAUGCUCCCUUCCAGGACCGCGUAGUCUAG
This is a messenger RNA of Penicillium roqueforti, 1017 nucleotides long. Its product is annotated as dual specificity protein phosphatase family protein. Gene Ontology annotation, biological process: negative regulation of protein binding; negative regulation of SCF-dependent proteasomal ubiquitin-dependent catabolic process; regulation of ERK1 and ERK2 cascade. Bases 1 to 1017 code for a protein of 338 amino acids. Gene Ontology annotation, cellular component: nucleoplasm; cytoplasm. Lineage: Eukaryota; Fungi; Ascomycota; Eurotiomycetes; Eurotiales; Aspergillaceae. The record is from RefSeq and is a predicted model, not a curated record. Gene Ontology annotation, molecular function: protein tyrosine/serine/threonine phosphatase activity; F-box domain binding. The transcript has a single exon.